This is a messenger RNA of Monopterus albus (swamp eel), 5341 nucleotides long. It is a transcript of the gene grk4, whose product is annotated as G protein-coupled receptor kinase 4. NCBI's taxonomy places the organism in Eukaryota, Metazoa, Chordata, Actinopteri, Synbranchiformes, Synbranchidae. Gene Ontology annotation, molecular function: ATP binding; G protein-coupled receptor kinase activity. The coding region runs from base 326 to 2044 and encodes 572 amino acids. The record is from RefSeq and is a predicted model, not a curated record. Gene Ontology annotation, biological process: signal transduction; regulation of signal transduction; protein phosphorylation. Gene Ontology annotation, cellular component: cytoplasm. The transcript has 16 exons.
GUGCAGAGGAGGGGUGAAGAGGAGGAGGAGGAGGGAGCCGGAGCAGGAGCAGGAGCAGGAAGGAAGGCAGGCGGAGAGGGAAGGGAGGCAGGCUGUGAAUGCUAACAAGCUCCGUUGUAACCAUACAGCGCCGUAGGUAGGGUUUGAUAAAACAUCUUGCAAUGGAGAGGAGCGACGAUCACUACUGAACACCUACUAUGCGCCAGUGCCGCGUUCGUUGUGUGCGCGUGCAGCUGUCUCACCGUCGUCGGCACGUUUGAUCAGAAAACCAUCUUUUUCCGCCGAGUGAAAUGUAUCGCGACUGUUCGGGAUUCGCAUUCUGACAAUGGAGAUUGAAAAUAUCGUGGCCAACACGGUUCUCCUGAAGGCAAGGGAAGGUGGAGGAGGGAAGAGGAACGGUCGCAGCAAGAAAUGGAAGGAGAUGCUAAAGCUCCCGCACAUCAGCCAGUGUGAGGAGCUACGCUGCACUAUUGAGAGGGACUACACCAGUCUAUGUGAGAAGCAGCCGAUUGGUCGGCUGUUAUUCCGUCAGUACUGUGACACCAGGCCAGAGCUGAAGCGCUGCAUCGAGUUUAUGGAUGCUGUGGCCAUGUACCAACUAGCUCCUGAUGAGAAGAGGCGGGACUGUGGACUGAAUGUUUUAGACACAUACUUUAAUAAUGGGUCAGCGGCCCAUCUGCCAGAUAUACCCCAGGAUGUGGUCGCUGGGUGCCGGGAGAAGCUGGAGCAGAGUCCGUGUAAGGAGCUUUUUAAUGACUGCACCAAAAUAGUUCGUGAUUAUCUGAGUGGCGCUCCAUUUUCCUCCUACCAGGAGUCCAUGUACUUCUCUCGCUUCCUGCAGUGGAAAUGGUUGGAGAGGCAACCAGUAACCAAAAAUACCUUCAGACAUUAUAGAGUACUAGGAAAAGGUGGAUUUGGCGAGGUUUGUGCCUGCCAAGUACGUGCCACCGGUAAGAUGUACGCCUGUAAAAAGCUGGAAAAGAAACGAGUGAAGAAAAGAAAAGGUGAAGCAAUGGCACUAAACGAAAAACGCAUUUUAGAAAAAGUUAACAGUAGUUUUGUAGUUAGUCUAGCAUAUGCCUAUGAGACCAAGGAUGCGCUGUGCCUGGUAUUGACCAUAAUGAACGGCGGUGACUUAAAGUUCCACAUCUACAACAUGGGCAACUCCGGCUUUGAUGAGCAGAGGGCCAUCUUUUACGCUGCUGAGAUCUGCUGUGGCCUUGAGGACCUGCACCGUGAGAGGAUAGUCUACAGAGAUUUGAAACCUGAAAACAUCCUUCUGGAUGAUCGCGGACACAUCCGCAUUUCAGACCUGGGCCUUGCUGUUCAAAUUCCUGAAGGAGAGACGAUACGAGGGAGAGUGGGUACUGUUGGAUACAUGGCUCCUGAGGUGAUCCAGAACGAGAGCUACUCCUUCAGCCCGGACUGGUGGGGGCUGGGCUGCCUGAUCUUUGAGAUGAUCCAGGGCCAGUCGCCCUUUCGCAAGCGCAAGGAACGUGUCAAGCGGGAGGAGGUGGACAGACGAGUGCGGGAGGACCAGGAAGAGUACUCUGAUAAGUUUUCUGAGGAGGCAAAGGACAUCUGCAGACAGCUCCUGGCCAAGGACCCCAAGGAGCGAUUGGGCUGUCAGGGUGGCGGGGCCAUCGAGGUCAAACAGCACCCUAUCUUCAGAAACAUCAACUUUAAACGGCUGGAGGCCAACAUGCUAGACCCUCCCUUCAGCCCUGAUCCUCGGGCAGUGUACUGUAAAGAUGUCCUGGACAUCGAGCAGUUCUCCACUGUCAAAGGUGUAAACCUUGACCCCACGGAUGAUGACUUCUACCAUAAGUUUGUCACAGGCAGUGUCUCCAUCCCAUGGCAGAAUGAGAUGAUUGAGAUGGAGUGCUUCAAAGAAAUCAACGUCUAUGAGACAGACGGGACACUGUGCCCAGACCUGGACAUGAACCGACCUAACCCUCCACCAAAGAGAGGCUUCUUCUACCGCCUGUUCAGAAGAGAGGCAAGUGCUAGUGCUUCGGCAACUGUCCGAGGGGGUGGGGGCUAAGGUCUGUUUUAAGGGCGGUUACAGUGAUGACGAGAUUGAAGAGCCCUCACGAAUUUAAACCACUCCUUCCACCCUCCUCCUCCUCCACCUCUCGCCGCUGAACUUCACCACAAACUCCAGCCGAGCGCAAAUCUUAGGAACUCAGUGAAUGUUGAUCUGUAUUUAUGAGCUGUAUUAAAAGUGUAUUAUAAUUAAAGAAAAAAGUAUGAGUUUAAAGAUUUUGUACAUUUGUACUUGAAUUUAUGUCUAGAUGUAUAUUUUCACUAAGGGUUGUAUUGUAUAAAAAGCCAUAAAAGUACCACUUGAAUGCAUACGUUACAUUUUUAUUUCCUUUUUAUCUUCUUUUGGAAUGAGUAUGGAAUAUGUGUAUUGGAGUUUUUUAAUAAGCACAGUACCAGUAGUCUUUUUAUUUUUCUCAAUGUAGCAUAAGGCCAUUUUGUUUUUAUAUGUGCUUUAUGUUUGGCUUUGAUUUUGCCAACGUGAUGUUAGUGCAUCAGAUCCCAAACUAACCUUUAGCCUCUGUACCCUACAAGGCUCAGGUAGAUCCGAAUGAAGAGUAUAGAGCCAAAUGUGUUUUUCUUUUGGGUGGGGGGCAGGCUAAUAUUACUGUGUUGAUGCCAUGCUGCUUACAGUUCACCAUAUGUUCCCCAGAUGUCCACCUACCCCUUUGAUUUUGGUUUUGAAUGUCCAGAAUCUUGAUAAUCCACGUCCUUCCCGCAGUCCAAUUAGGUAGGUUGCACCAGACUGGUGUGUAGUAGGUUCCUGUACUGGUUCAGUUCUAGUAGAGAUGGCAUUUAUUUUAUCUCUGGCAGUCUUUAAGUCAGUGUGUGCAAUGUUAAGUAUCCUAAAUUAGAAAGGAUAUAUUAUGGAGCCCAUUUUCAGUGACACCAGGCCUGAUAGUUAACAUUCUUAGAUUUCUCCAAUGUUCUCAUGAGCUGCAACUGGCUUAGAACAUUCAUUUCAGAUUCAACUGUGUUACCCUAGGGAGCACAGCUGUUAACUAAAUAUGUUGCAUUAUCCACUCAGGCAGAACAUUUUUUGGUGAUUAUUAUUCUUUAUUUUUUUCUGCUUUUAUUGUGCUGCCUGGCUUUUUAUUUAUUUAUUUUUUUUGUCCAAAGGCCAAAUCCUUUCUCUUGAAUUUUCUUAGUAAUUUGCUAGCCAUACACCACAAAGCCCAGAACUGGUUGACUGGAGAAUGAGUUUGAACACAGGGACAGAUGAUGGCACUGUAACAGAUCUGACCUGCAACUAACAGUGGCUUCAUCUUAAUAAGAAAUUGUUGUUGCUUCAACCUAACUUCCAUUGAUUCAGCUGUCAGCAGCUAUUAGCUUCUGCACUGGCCUCAGUGCCCGAUGAUCAUACAGUAGAUAGCACCAUGGAAAGAUUUAAUGGCUUUAGCUGUGUUUGUGAUAAAGAUGAAGUUUGUUAAUUGUAAUAGCAUCCACCUUUAAUUAUUCCAUUUGAAUCCUGUAUGUUGUUCUCUCAUAGGAAUGGCUUGAGACAGGUCCAUGUACUGUAUUUGUGAGGAGAGUAAGGAAAUGGGGGAAUCAUGAUUAAACUUCUGCCUGCAGAGUUAUUUUCAUCUGUAUACAGGAACACUCAACUACUUAACCAGCCACAGUUAUUGUGCACUUCUUUUUAUCUUUAAAGAAGUGUUUCCUUCCAAGUUAACCAAUCAUGAACAAAUAUUUUCCAAACAUGUUAGAAUCAGUAUUCAUUGGCAUUUCAGAGGCAUUUGAAGACAUUUUGCUCUUGAGGCUGUUGCUGUUUAUUCCCCAUCACCUGUUUUAAUGCUGUGAAUACCCAAUCUGGACAUGUUAGUUUUGUGUCAAUAUUACACUGUACGCUAAUGCAGCUUUUGUUUCAAUUUGAUGCAUUGAAGUAAAUCAGAAUUAGAAUUAGUUACCUAAUAGAUUAAUUCAUUUGGAUUGUAUUUUACCCACAAAAACUGCAUUUUGUGAUAUAAUAAUUCAAGACAUGCACAGAUUUGAAUGAAUGUCUAAUAAUUCUAGGAGGCAUAUACUUAAAGUGGUACACAUACAGUCAUCUAACCAAUCAAUCUGGCAAGUUGGCUUGUUCUAAAAUGUUGAACCCCUCUUGCACAUUCCAUGACCAGAAUCAGGAAUCUAACGUGUGUAUCUAGCUGUUGCUGGCUUGUUGUCACUUGAGUUUCUGAGUGUCUUUGUUAUUUUGUGUUGCUCUCAGGCACAUUUUGAAGCUGAUUUCUCUUGCCCAUGUAGAUUUUAGCCUUUAAGCUCUGCCGCCUCAAAAACCUUGUAAAUGAUGUAUUUCUAACAUGAUAUAACUAAGCUCUAACACAUUCACUGUUUGCCACCCAUGCCUCUGUCAUUGUUGGAGAGACUUUACUCUUAUACCAUCCAUGCAGUAUAGCGGUAAAGAAAUUGUUAGUUUCAUUGCACUUUGAUGGGUUUUGACAAUGACUAUAGGAAGUGUAUUUAAUUUUUUCCCAAUGAUACCAAAAGCAACAUUGAAGUAAAUCAAAAUUGCUCUGCUGUCCGAAGAAUUCACUGAAGAAUGACUGACGGCCUUUAUUACACGUGCCAAUUAUCAAUUUCAUCCUGCCUUUUUUCAACCUUUUUAUUCUUCCGUCCAUUCUGAAAGAAAUUCCUCACAUAAAGGAACUUUAAACAGCUCAACAGUUUUGAAUGUCCGCACUAAGUGCAUUGUAAUGCCUGUUUUAAAAUAAUACAUAUGUUUAAUACUCAAGCAUGUAUUGGUUUAUAAUACUUCAAGUUCCUUGUAUAUGUAAAUGAUGACCUUCUAGUGCCAACAUUAUCUCACUGGUAUUUGAGGACAACUUUAUAAAUGGCAAGGCGACCAGCUUAGCUGGCCCAGUUUGAAUACAUUACAAGUAUUCCUUCUCCCCUGCCUUUCUGCAAGGUGCUGAUGGUGAAUUAGUCCCCCAAAGCCCUGGGAUCAUGUUUAGAAGUGAGAGAUCCUCAGUUCUUCUUUGUCACCCGAGUCUAGUUUUGGCAUAAUCACGGAUACAAGUGUGCAAGUAUUCCAGGGGUUCAUACUCCCCUCUCCAGAUCUAUCUGUUAAGUGAUUUUUUUUUAAGCAAGGAAUGACAAAUGCGUUAGUGGUAUUCAAACUGGGCCUGGGACUUCAUUAUUUUUUAUAUUUUUUGUUUGUUUGUUUGUUUCUGUACAGUCAUGUUGUUCAACCACUGCAGUCAUUGUUAAUUCUUGUACAAGUUGUAUCACUGGUUGUUGUACCAUAUCUGACAUUUGUAAUUAUGAAAUAAUACACUGCCAUUUCUAUAAAAUACUAGUGUUU